Ziziphus jujuba (common jujube) is the source of this 2622-nucleotide messenger RNA. RefSeq lists its product as uncharacterized. The transcript has 11 exons. The record is from RefSeq and is a predicted model, not a curated record. Bases 291 to 2435 code for a protein of 714 amino acids. Gene Ontology annotation, biological process: response to endoplasmic reticulum stress. Gene Ontology annotation, molecular function: protein binding. Lineage: Eukaryota; Viridiplantae; Streptophyta; Magnoliopsida; Rosales; Rhamnaceae.
GGUUUAUUCAUUGGGUAGCGAAUCAGAUUGUUGAUUCUCUUUAAAAUCUUUAAAAUUUAAUUUUCUCCCUUUUUUUUUUUUUUUUUUUUUUUUUUUUAAGUUUUGUUGCUAGAUUAGUUUAUGUUGAAUUUUCGUAAGUGUUAAUGCAAAAAUGUAUAGGAGCGGUUCAAUACAUGGUUAGUAUGAGCAUGGUUUCAGAAUGAUGCUUGAACUUAAAAAUGGUAUAGCAAAAGCAAUGAAAUUCAUGUGGUUACUGGUUGAGUACGAGUCAGUUGUAUAAAUUGCGCACAAUGUGUUGGGCAUUUUUGCUUAUUCUGCUAGAAUUAACUAAGAACCGAGGCUCUCAGUUCAUUUUCAGAAUGGGGGCCGGAAGGAAAUCACAGCCUUUGAUAAUUAAUGGAAGUGCACCUGCUUCAAUCUCCAGUUCUCUAUUUGCAAGAAAUUUGGGGAAGAUCCACCUUGGUGGUGUCAUAUUUGGAUGCACAAAUACCACAAUGAAGGAAUGCCUUUCAAAACAACUUUUUGGCUUACCAGCUCAACACUUUUCUUAUGUAAAGAAUAUUGAUCCUGGCUUGCCGCUUUUUCUGUUCAACUACAGUGAUAGGAAACUUUAUGGAAUUUUUGAGUCUGCUAGCCCUGGCCAGAUGAAUAUUAAUCCAUAUGGGUGGACGUCUGAUGGUUCAGAGAAAACACAGUAUCCUGCACAGGUUCAAAUUCGUGUCCGGCUACAAUGCCAGCCAUUGAUUGAAAGUCAGUUUAAACCGAUAAUUUAUGACAACUAUUAUAAUAACCAUCAUUUCUGGUUUGAGCUAGACCAUGCUCAGACAAGUAAGCUGAUGUCCUCAUUGGCAUCUUUAGCAGUCGCUCCUGGUGCCCCUGUACCACAGUGUAAAAUCAAGCGAAGAACUGGUUCCCAAGCUUUUCCUUCACAUGAUAUAAGAGAGGAGGGUGAAGGGUUUGUAUCACUUGCUUUAGAUGACACUAGAGAUGUGGCUUCAUCUUUAAAUGGAAAUAACCAGCUAUUGGAAGCUGAAUUAGAUAUGAAACUGGUUUGCCAAGAGGAGAAAGAUAUUAUAUACAACAAACUAAAAGAAUUGGCUCUCGAAUGUAAUCUUAAGAGCAAAUGUCAAGAGUUGUCUCCGUCAGGUGAUGUGGAAGAUGCUACCAAAAUGAACAAUUUGCUCUUGGAGGAGAAAAGUUAUCUAGAGAAACCAAUGCUGGAUGAUGUGGAAAAUACCACUGUUUCGAAUGAUCUGUUCUUGGAGGACAAAGGUUAUCCGGGGGAACAGGCGGGUUUAGAAGACAACAAUGGACAGACUCCUUAUCCAUCAUCUGAGUACCCAUCCAUCGUUGCUCAGUUGGUUCAAGAGGUGACUGAGCUAAAGCUUUUUAAAACAGAACAGACUCAGAAGAUAAUUCAUUUGGAGCAGAAGCUGGUGCAGGCAGAGAUGGAAAUUCAAACGUUAAAAGGACGUCUGAUGUUGGAACCUGAAUCUGAUCCUUCUACGGUUACUGUUAAUGAAGAUGUUAUUGAAUUAUUUGAUGAGCUGUCUUUGGAUCCUAGUGAGUCAAUAUUUUUGUUUGGAGGAUACACUGGCGAAUCAUGGUUAUUGGCAUUGGAUUCAUAUUAUCCUUCACAUGAUGUGAUAAAAUCUCUCAGCCCAAUGAACUCUGUUCGUUCAUAUGCUUCAGUUGCACAGCUGAAUGGUGAUCUAUAUAUAAUUGGUGGUGGAAAUGGAAAUUUAUGGUAUGAUACAGUUGAAUCAUAUUGCCCAGCUAAUGACCAAUGGACUCAGCGCCCUUCUUUGAGCCAGAACAAGGGAAGCUUAGCUGCAGCAAGUGCUAAUAACAAAAUAUUCGCUAUGGGUGGAGGGAAUGGAAUUGAGUGCUUUUCAGUGGUUGAAAUGCUUGAUUUAGAUGUUGGGCGAUGGAUAAAUACACAAUCAAUGAUGCAAAAGAGAUUUGCCCUUGCUGCAGUGGAACUCAAUGGUGUGCUUUAUGCUGCUGGUGGAUUCGAUGGGAGUGAUUAUUUGAAGUCUGUGGAACGAUUUGACCCCAGAGAACACACUUGGACAAAAAUUGCAAGUAUGAAUAUGAGGAGAGGUUCUCAUUCUUUGGUUGCUUUGAAUGAAAAAUUAUAUGCUCUAGGUGGUUUUGAUGGAAGUACAACCGUUUCAAGUGUGGAAAUUUUUGAUCCACGGCUUGGAUUAUGGAUGACUGGGGAACCAAUGAUCCGCCCUAGGGGAUAUUCAGGUGCUGCAGUCGUUGGGGAAUCGAUUUAUGUUAUCGCAGGGGUGAGAGGAGGUGAUGAUAAUAUAGAUGACAACAUCGAAGAUACAGUUGAAAUUUACAAGGAGGGACAGGGUUGGCGUGAUAUAAAGUCAAAGUCCAUUGGAAAAAGGGGCUUUUUCUCAGCCAUUGCUUUAUCUCCAUGACCUUUUCAAGGUCGAAUAUUUUGCCUUUUGAUAUUACCCAAAAUGUACAGGGGAAGAAGCUUAUUAUAUUGUGGCGCUGCCUAUGGCAGUUAAGUCUCUCACCUGUUAUUUUGUAACAUUAUGCCGUGGGAACUGGUAAUGGACCAUCCAAUAUAAUGAGCUUUUAAAGUUGGUUAGUUUUGAUCAA